CAUUCAUUUUAAAUGCUCAUUCUACAAAUAUACACUAUCCUUGAAUUUAGCUAAAUGCUUGCUACCAACGUCUAAAACAAUAUUUCCCCAAUUAUCGAUAUCUCAAAUUCGGUAGUUUUACUUUUUUAAUAGAAUAGCAAGAGUUGAUCGUUCACAAGUUUUCACCAGACUAAUUACCAUAGUAUAUUUCUAAGAUACACAUUCACGUUGCCCAUUUGUAGCUCGUUUUGUUUCGGUAAAUUAAACUUUCGUAAUGUGCGACACCUUGUGGGGCGCCCUAAUACGUCAGUGGUGGUUAUUAGUGUGUUAGACGGUAACGAUUACGUUUUCAAUCUGGUUCGCUUUUUCAGUUGUACCAGAAGGUGAUCGGUGGUUUUACGAAACGCCCCACCACAAUAAUGUUUUACUUAAGUAUGCUACACUCGUAUUGAGCCAGCUUAGUCCGUCGCGCUUAUUCAAAUCUCGCACGACUGAGAAAAAACUUGACUACCGAAAAAUCGAGUUGGUACAUAAUGAUUAUUGGCUGGUUAGCAGUGGUACUGAUUAAUUUUCAGUUCAAUAGUUUUUGAAUUACUCGGUAGAUGUCAGUUUGUUCCGUGAACUCAAAAGAAUGGGGUUCAUUUAAAUAUAAAUAACAAAUUUUUUCAUAGGAAUAUUCAACAAAUAAGAACGUAGAUGUUCAUUAUUGGCCUAACUCGUCUUUCUGACCGUAAACCGUGAAAUAAUUAUCAGUGACUCGUAACAUAAUUAUCCAUCGAAAGAAAAUAAGGAAACAUGGAGCUCCUAUUGUCCAUGCUGCCAUUGCUAUAUACUAAACUUCUGAUUAAUCGUACGGAAACAAUAAUUUUGAUCCUUCAUAGGAUAUUGAAGUUCCUGCUGGUUUUGAUUUCCUGCAUAGUAACGCCAUUUGCAAAAUUACAGUUCUUCAAGAAACGAAAGAAGCUAUCAGCGAUCAAAAGUUAUUUGCUAUUAUCAUCAGCUAGUGAAAUCGCGCGAAAGAUUCGCAGAAGAGAGAUAAGCAGCGAAGAAGUGGUAAGGGCAUAUGUGGACAGAUGCAUAGAUGUGAAUCCUAUAAUAAACGCCAUCGUCGAUUCGCGAUUCGAUCUUGCUAUUCAAGAGGCGUGCGAAGUCGACGAAUAUUUAGCAUGUACCACAAAAACCGAAAAGGAACUGGCUCGCGAAUUGCCUCUUCUAGGUGUUCCCAUCACUGUGAAGGGAAGUAUUGCGGUUAAAGGAAUGUCUUAUACUAGCGGCUUGAAAAAAAGUGCUCAAUGCAAAGCAACUAAAGACGCAGUAGUUGUCAAUACAGUACGCAACGCAGGCGCUAUUAUUCUUUUGGUAAGCAAUAUUCCUGAAUUAUGUCUGUUCUGGGAGACAAGUAACCAAAUCAUUGGUUCCACUUGGAAUCCUUAUGACAACAGGAAAAUAGCCGGUGGUUCUUCAGGUGGCGAGGCAGCACUAGUAGCCUCCGCUGCUUCGGUCAUAAGCAUCUCUUCGGAUGUCGCGGGCUCUGUGAGAUUUCCGGCCCUGUUCUGUGGGGUUUUCGGCCACAAACCCACAUCCCGUUUGGUGCCAAUCGAGGGUCACAAACCAAAUGGUAAUGAUAUAAUUUGGACGAAUUCCUUUGUCAUCGGACCAAUAGUCAGAUAUGCUGAGGAUCUGUCCCUCAUGAUGAAGAUUAUAUCUCAGUCGGAAGAAAUUCGCAGCCGUUUCGAUGAAAAGGUGUCCAUAAAAAAUUUGAAAUUCUUUUACAUGGAAGACUACUGUACGGUAUUGGAUUCCAUAGACAAUGAUGUGAGGCAAGCGAUCAAGGGAGUAAGGGAGCACAUUGAGACAACGUAUGGCCUUCAAGUACAAAAGGCAUAUUUGAGCGACAUGAAAUUCUCCUUUGAUAUAGCUACACACUCUUUGUUAGAAAUGGACGUUCCUGAAAUCGAAAGUAGCAUCAAACAUUCGGGGUCGAGUAAAAUUCUACUUGAGUUAUUGAAAUGCAUUUUCCUCGUGUCACCAUAUAUGCUUCCAACGAUUAUAUAUAGUAUUUUAAAAUUGAUCUUUAGUAAAUUUCCAGAGAAAAUUAAAAAGAAGGUAAAAGAAAAGCAGAUCUCUCUAAAGAAACAAUUUGAGGAUCUUCUAGGUGACAACGGUAUAUUAAUCUGCCCAACAUUUACAUCAGCAAGCUAUUACUCAUAUCAAACAUACAGUAAGUUUGCUAACUGUACACACCUGAUGAUAUACAACGUAUUGGGAUUACCUGCGACUCAUUGUUCAAUGGGGCUCAACAAAAGUGGUUUACCUAUCGGAGUUCAAGUUGUUGCAAAUGCUGGCAACGAUCAUCUUACCAUCGCCGUGGCCCAGGAAAUCGAGAGAGCCUUCGGCGGCUGGCAGCAACCGCUUAUGACAAAAUUAGAUGUUUAACAUCUUCUAAGUUACAUAAUGGGAUCUUGGACAAUAGCUGUGUAUCGAAAUUCAUGAAUCCGUAUCUUGAACCAUGCGUCUUUGUUCAGUGUCAACAAAUUACUACACAAUUGUGCUCCCACGCCAUUACGCGACACACAAACGCGAUACUUCUGUGACUGUCAAUGUUUUAUGAAUAUUUACCAAACAAAUUAGGAUGUAGGUAUUAGGCUUUCUAGGCAAGAAAGAAAUUUUGUAGUUUCAUGCUACUGUAAUUCGUUUCAUUGAAGUAUUCAUAAAGUUGCACGUAAUCGUAGUCAAGAUAGUAUUACUAAAGCAUAGGAGAGAGUGAAGGGUACUACUAGAGUUUAGCAGCGGGAUGUAUCUUACAUACGGAGAAAUCGAAUGUGAAGUUGGCACAAGAUAAAACCAAAUUCUUAAAUAUAGAAACGUUUAUUUUUAGUUUAGUAUAAACUUCAAAGAUGGGUAAUAGUUAGGAAAAGAAAAUGAUUUAGUAUUAAUUGUACAUACUGUGCGUUAUAGUGAUCCGAUUCGACUACCAUUAUUGUCAAUGUUGUAUAUUGACAAUUGUAAAAUAAUCGUUCCACGUUAUCUGU
This is a messenger RNA of Eufriesea mexicana, 3011 nucleotides long. RefSeq names its product fatty-acid amide hydrolase 2-like. The record is from RefSeq and is a predicted model, not a curated record. Gene Ontology annotation, cellular component: endomembrane system. Lineage: Eukaryota; Metazoa; Arthropoda; Insecta; Hymenoptera; Apidae. The coding region runs from base 775 to 2415 and encodes 546 amino acids. The transcript is spliced from 12 exons.